This is a messenger RNA of Wyeomyia smithii (pitcher-plant mosquito), 1959 nucleotides long. RefSeq lists its product as uncharacterized. NCBI's taxonomy places the organism in Eukaryota, Metazoa, Arthropoda, Insecta, Diptera, Culicidae. The coding region runs from base 970 to 1959 and encodes 329 amino acids. The record is from RefSeq and is a predicted model, not a curated record. Gene Ontology annotation, molecular function: DNA binding. Gene Ontology annotation, cellular component: nucleus. The transcript is spliced from 3 exons.
AACGUGUGUGGCGGGUCAACCACCAAAACGCCAGUGGUAGCUAAUUACCAGUCUCCAGGUAGUUAGCUAGGAGGUUAUAAGAGUAAAGAGGGUGCAUCACGCACAAAAGCCACUCCCCGACGUAAUACUUAACCGUCGUUCCGGGAAGACCAGGGCUGGAGACUGGAGGGGUUUUAGUGGGUCGGGACAGGGAUCAGUAGGUGUCUGGGCGAGUGUAACUACCCCAGCAUCUCUCCCCUAGUCUCAUCCCCACACCCUGAGUUCUCUUCUCAGGUGUCUGUUUGCAGAUUUUCCCGCCACCUUUAAAAAAAAAAAAAAAGCUACGAAUAAAAACAACAUUUCAAAGAACAUUUCAUUGACACUUGCACUGGAACAAAGGCCAUUAGCAGUCUAUUCCACCAAGUUCAUUCAACAGCAUGGAAGAAGGUGAAAAAAGAGCCGAGAACUUUCUGCGACGCUAUUAAACCGAUAUAAAUACGGCACAUUUGCGCAAGUUAGUUUUCAUUUGGAGGUGAAUGACUCCUAUGUUAAAACCUCAAUAAAAUCAAUAAUAAUAAUAGUUAGUUUUCAUUCUGUUUUCAACCGUUUUCGAGUGUACAUCCUCAGUUACAAAAGAUUCAAGAAGUGUUUCAAAGUGAAAAAUAAGUCAAUGAACUCAGUGAUGUUUCAUUAAUUUAAAACAAUUUGCUUGGGUCCGUCAGAAGUGCGCAUUGGAUCUCAGCUCACCAGUGUGUCCAUUCGCGCCUCGCCGUGUGUGCGAUUGUCGCAUCUUUUGCUUGCUUCGUCCUCCGCUUUGUGCCGUGUUACACUCCGAACGCAAAACGAUUAGCGACGAUCCUAUUGGCCGUUUUUUUUAGAGAUACCACUCGCUUACCCGCCUCUACGCGUUGGCGAAGGCGUUCACAUAUAGGUAAAAACUCUAGAAUUCUUGUACCAAAAAAACGUUUUUGCUUCAUAACUCAUUACAGAAUGGAUUCUGCAGCGAAAAAAACACAUAAACACGAUGAAGGAGCUAUCACCCGCUGCAUGGAGUUGGUCCUCUCUAAGAAAAAGUCACUGUACGCAGCAUGCAAAGCUUAUGGCAUCCCUCAGUCUACCGUUCGUUACCGACUUAGUGGCAAGUGGACCAGAAAAGCCCGGAAAGGGCCACCUACUGUUCUAACAGGAGACGAAGAACAGAAACUCGUGCAAUAUUUGAAAACGAUGGAGAAGAAAGGAUUUCCGGUAGUUAAGGAAUUACCUCUGCAUAAAGUGAAGACAUUCUUCGGAACGAAUUCUCGACCCAAUCCGUUCACGAACAAUGUCCCAGGUCGAAAAUGGCUGGAAGGAUUCCUUCGCCGGCAUCGUGAAAUCACUUUCCGCACGCCAGAAACUGUGUCUUCCGCAAGUUCUAAAGUAAAAGAGGCAGACAUUCGCGGAUGGUUCACGAACGUAACAUCAUAUCUCGAGGAAAACAACCUCAUGUCAGCCGCAUCGGAUGCAUCCCGCAUAUACAACGGUGAUGAAACGUCAUUCUACCUACACCCACAAACGAAAGCCGUGCUAGCUAGCCGUGGCAAUAAGAAUGUGUAUGAAUGCGAGCAUGCAGCCGGGCACAAAAACAUAACAGUAAUGUUUACCUUCGGAGCAGACGGAUCAGUUGUACCUCCAGGAGUUGUUCUUCCUAUGCAGCGCCUAUCUGUGGAAGUAUCGCAGAAGUUCCCCGGAGAGUGGGGUAUUGGCAAAAGUGCAAAGGGGUGGAUGGAUACCGCCAACUUUAUGCUAUACAUCAGGAACGUUUUCUUCCCUCAUCUUCAAAGGAAAAAAGUGCAGUUCCCAGUGCUGUAUUUCGUGGAUGGUCACUCUUCACACACGACUGCGGAACACUAUCUCCAGCGUUCAAAUGGAUUUUGUUCUUCUCUCUGUAGUUUGGGGCCAAUGAUUCGUGAUUACUACGACCGAGUUUACGACCGCGUCUGA